AUGACACUGACAAGUCAGAAUUUGAAGAAGGCUCUGAAAAAAUGUUGGCUGAGAGAAUUGGAUGAAGAUUCAGAUGAAGAGGAAGAAGAAGAAACCCAUGAAAAGGUUUUUGAUGAUGAGUCUGAUGAAAACGAGGACGGAGAAGAUGCAGAUGAAAAGGAAGACGGCACAGAUGAGAAGCUCUUUGAUGAUUCAGAUGUAAAGAAAGAUGCCGAUGCCGAUGACAAGCUAUUUGAAGGUAAUUCCAAUGAGAAAUUGUUUGAUGAGGAAGACAGUUCCAAUGAGAAGUUGCUUGAAGAUUCUGAUGAAGGAAUUUUGUGGAAUGUGAAGGAAGAUGGGUUUCAGUCCACAGACAGCAACUUUGUCCUCAGUAGUAGUGAUGGUGAUGAUGAUGAUGAUGAUGAUGAUGAAAUUGAAUCUUUUGCACUCGCUUUUUAG
Nannospalax galili (Upper Galilee mountains blind mole rat) is the source of this 438-nucleotide messenger RNA. Its product is annotated as HIV Tat-specific factor 1 homolog. Bases 1 to 438 code for a protein of 145 amino acids. NCBI's taxonomy places the organism in Eukaryota, Metazoa, Chordata, Mammalia, Rodentia, Spalacidae. The transcript has a single exon. The record is from RefSeq and is a predicted model, not a curated record.